AUGGAGACAUUCUCAGUGAUGAUGGUUGUGUGUUUGCUUGCUGGUCUAUCUGAAUGCCAGACUGGAGGUGAGAACAAUCAGACAAAUAUCACUAGGCGGACACACAAAGACCUGGAGGAUAACUCGGUAGAGAAGGAUGCUCUCCAGAAUUUAAACCAAGGGCUUGAAACGCCAGCCAUUUUGACAACAGGCUCAACAACAACAACAACAACAACCCAGCCAAGCUGUGAACCACCCAUCUACACUGUGCUGAAGGAGCUGGGGGCUCUAGGAGAAAGGCUUGCAGCUACUGUGACAGCCAUGGAGGAAACAAACAAAAAGCUGGAGACCAAUGAGAAGAAGCUGGCUGCACUGGACAGGAGAGUGACUGAACUGAGUGCAGUGGAUCAAGGACAUCAUCAGGUUGCAUUUUCUGCUACAUUAGGCGGCACAGAUGGCACCAUUGGUCCUGUAAAUAUUCUUUAUGCUCUGGUGUACAGAAAUGUUCUGUCCAACAUUGGAGGACACUACAGCCCGGUCACAGGUUAUUUUACAGCACCAGUGCAAGGAGUCUAUUUCUUCACCUACACUUCCUUCUUUUGGGGAGGUGAUGGAAACAGUGGUGGCAGUUUGUACCAAAAUGGAAACAAGAUAGUGUCAUGGUAUGGUCAUGCUCCAUCUCACCCCAUCACUGGAUCUAACAGUGCUAUCUUGCAGCUACAAGUUGGAGACAAUGUUAAUGUUCGUCUUUGGGGUGAUAGGAGGAUUAGUGAUAAUGUGUGGGCAACAUAA
This is a messenger RNA of Perca flavescens (yellow perch), 771 nucleotides long. RefSeq lists its product as uncharacterized. The coding region runs from base 1 to 771 and encodes 256 amino acids. NCBI's taxonomy places the organism in Eukaryota, Metazoa, Chordata, Actinopteri, Perciformes, Percidae. The transcript is spliced from 4 exons. Gene Ontology annotation, molecular function: protein binding. The record is from RefSeq and is a predicted model, not a curated record.